Molecule: messenger RNA, 1278 nt
Organism: Arctia plantaginis
Lineage: Eukaryota; Metazoa; Arthropoda; Insecta; Lepidoptera; Erebidae
Source: the annotation of a GenBank genome assembly
AUGCUUGGCAUCCGGACACCCGUAAAACAUCAGGAGAUGACGAACCCACCCUCUACCCCCCGUAAAGAGGUUAAAAAAUUGCCAAGACGUAGUUUGGAGAAGCGGGAGGGGGCAGCUUCGGAGAAUACCUCUAAUCUAUCUACGAAGGUACAGAGCGCCCCGACCACCUCUAAACCAAAACCGCACACAAAUCGCAAACUGACGGACAGUCCUGAGGAGGGGGGGGAAGUGCGGGUACACACAUCCGUGUCAACCACCAAAAAGAACAGGGUGAAGGAGGCGGCCGCGCAGGUGACUAGGGCGAAAAACGCCCUAAACGAAUCCAAGAACCUAAAGGGCGAGAUUAAGGAAACGUUCCUGGACGUCCUUAAUAAACUUAAAAAGUUAGUGGCCGACUCCGAGGCUGAACGCGAGGCCGACCGGGCUCAGAAGGGGAACGGGGGCUCCGUGGGGGCGGCGCCGGUGACCAUAGACACUGACGCCGCGGUUGCGGGGCCCUCGGACUCCGGAAUGAGCGCUAGGCUCGACGAGCACUCUCGGCUCCUUCUGGAGAGCAACGAGAGGAUGAAGGCUCUCCAGGAGCAGCUCAGUCGGGUGGCCGAGGAACAGCAGCGCAGCUACGCCAGUGUGGCUGCCGCGGGGCCGCAGCGGCCUUCGAGGCAAACGGCCUUACACUCGGUGGUCGUCACCUCCAAGGACGACAUGGAGACGGGAGAGGAGGUCCUUGGAAGAGUUAGACGGACCAUUGAUGCUAAGGAGGCGGACGCGGACCGCGUGCCGCACUCACCGACACGCGCCCGCGACCGACACUACACACAGGUGAAACAAGCUUUGCCGCAGCGUCGUAUGUGUGAGCUGGUGCCGCGAGAGGUGUGCGUGAUGUGUCCGCGGCGCAAGCGCGCGUGCGGCGCGUGGCGCGGCGCCGUGUGCGCGGCGCUGCUGCUGCUGCUGCUUGCCGACCUUGCCACUGCAGACCUUGAAAAGAGAACAGACAUGUCCUCGAUGCCGUUCGUGAUGGGCUCCCGCUACGGACGCAGCUCGCCACCGAAACUUAUCGCACCGCGGAAUGACAGGUUCUUCAUGGGUAGCCGAUAUGGUAAGCGCUCAGAAGGCACCGUUGGAGGAGGCAACAGCGUGGGCGCGACGCUGGCGUCCGGAGGGGGGUUGCUGUGCGAGUACACCGGUGUGUUCCCUCUGUACCGCUGCGUCAGGCACAACAAGAGAGAUCAUUACGACGCGAGGAGCGCAGACGAGGCGGGGAUGGCCGAGGAGGAAUAA